AAGCGCCUCCGGGAGAGACUUCGCUUCCCAGGGGGCUCCGCGCCCCGUGCCCGGCCUCCCGAGAGGCCUUGCGCGCUUUACGCGCCACCUUCGGCCUCAGCCCGCGAGCAGCAGGAUCGCGGCGGAGAGAGGAUGGAGAGCAGCGACGAGGCGGCCAUCGAGAAGCACCGCGUCCACUUGCGCCCAGUCACGCUGCGCGACGCAGCCCCCGCUGCGCUGCACUUGCUGCCCUGUGAGGUGCUGGCGAGCCAGUCGGCCCCCGUGGGGCGCUUCUUCACGCCCGCCAUCCGCCAGAGUCCGGACGGACUCCAAGUGUCGUUUCGGGGCCGCAGUCUACGGGGAGAGGAGGUGGCGGUGCCGCCCGGGCUCGUGGGAUACGUGAUGGAGAACGAAGAGAAGUUGAUAGGGAAGCAGGACUUCUCGGGGGGUUUGGAAAAUCACAAUCAGGAAGAGGAGCGAAAGCCGGUGGAACCCUCAGAGCCGCUGGAGCGGGACUUUGACCGUUUUAUCGGAGCCACCGCCAGUUUCAGCCACUUCACCCUGUGGGGCCUAGAGACCAUCCCUGGCCCGGAUGCCAAAGUGCGUGGAGCCCUAACUUGGCCCAGCCUCGCUGCAGCGAAUGAUCUUCGCAUCAUCUCUGUACGUUAGUGCCUGCCCCUCAGAACCCUACUGCUUGGAAUUUCCUCAGCCAUGGCAUUUCCUCAGCCACUUCAUCCUCCACGUCAAGGCUCAAAUAUUACCGCCAUGGGUCCUGCUCACCCACCCUCUGUUUCACCCUGGGAUCUAAAUGGCCACUUGCAUGCCUGUCUCCCCCAUGGACUGUAAACUAUCAGAGAACAGAGAUUAUGUUUAAUUCCCGGUCAUCUGUGUACCUUACAGCACCUGCCCUAUAGCAGGAACUCAAUAAAAACAGGCUGAACUGA
Molecule: messenger RNA, 923 nt
Organism: Lemur catta (Ring-tailed lemur)
Lineage: Eukaryota; Metazoa; Chordata; Mammalia; Primates; Lemuridae
Gene: RNASEH2C
Product: ribonuclease H2 subunit C
Exons: 4
Coding region: 133-648 (171 amino acids)
Biological process (GO): RNA catabolic process
Cellular component (GO): ribonuclease H2 complex
Source: RefSeq, a predicted model, not a curated record